AUGUCUGCCGACAGAGCGUCCUCUGACCUCUGCAGCACAGCUUGGCCGGAGAUAGACACGUCCUCCUGGCAACAAACUUUGGCUUCCACUGCACAGGAGCGAGAAAGAAUUGUUGCAAGCCUCAACCAGGAGCUCUGCUUGCUGGAGGGACUCAUGAGCCAGACCGUCGCUACAAUAUCGGCUUGUCCUCAAUCACUGGCUGGAAGCGGAUCACCACGGUCUCCAAUCAACGCAUGGGUGAAAUCUGCAUAUUCGGGUAUUGUGUCCCCGUCGGUUCCUCCUUUCAUUCAGCCUCCAAGCAUGGGACCGGAAUCCGUGCAGCUUCCACCGCAGACCAGGUCAGCUUCCACGCCGUCCUUGGGCAAAAUCCAGACCGCAUCUCGUUCCGUCGGCUCUUGUCAAGAAGCGAGGAAGGGAGCCAUGGGAGCCAAAGCCACGUUGCAGAGCAAAGCGAAGCCUGAAGCGGUGAACGCGCUGAACCGUCAAGCGGCGACUCGAGCACCCGCCCGGCGCAGGGGCAGCGCACUGCCAGCAUGGCCAAACCCGAAUCAACGGGGACCUGUCGAGCCGGUGCAGACGCCUCCGUGCCCGCGGCCCCUCGUGCAUCUCUGA
Molecule: messenger RNA, 612 nt
Organism: Symbiodinium sp. CCMP2592
Lineage: Eukaryota; Dinophyceae; Suessiales; Symbiodiniaceae
Source: the annotation of a GenBank genome assembly